AUGUCGUUCCAGGACCGUGUGCAGCACCAGAUCGCCCAGAUCGAUAAGGAACUCUCCAAAUACCCAGUGCUCAACAACCUCGAGCGACAGACCUCCGUGCCCAAGGUCUACGCCUUCCUCGGCAUCGCGGGCAUCUACGUCUUCCUCAUCUUCUUCAAUAUAGCCGGAGCUCUCCUCGUCAACGUCGCGGGCUUCGCUAUCCCAGCAUACUACUCCCUCAAUGCUCUCUUUACCUCCUCGACGGCAGAUGACACUCAGUACUGGGUUGUCUUUGCUCUGUUCAGCGUCGUUGAGAGUGCCAUCAGUGCUUCAUACUGGUUCCCAUUCUACUACCUGUUCAAGUUCUUCCUCGUCCUCUGGAUGGCCCUCCCACAGACCAGCGGUGCUCAAAUCGUCUUCCACUCUUUCAUCCAGCCUGUGUUCUCUCGCUACUUCCAGAGCGCACCAACCUCCUCUAACCUCAGAGCCCAGGCCGAGCAGGCCGCCAAGGAGCACUCCUCCUGA
Nannizzia gypsea CBS 118893 is the source of this 504-nucleotide messenger RNA. Its product is annotated as membrane biogenesis protein Yop1. The coding region runs from base 1 to 504 and encodes 167 amino acids. Lineage: Eukaryota; Fungi; Ascomycota; Eurotiomycetes; Onygenales; Arthrodermataceae. The record is from RefSeq and is a predicted model, not a curated record. The transcript is spliced from 5 exons.